UGCAGGUUUACUCCCGGAGGAUUUGUUGAAAAGGAACAUAAAGGACAGUCUCAGCCUGACCAUUCAGUCAAACAAGGUGGCAUGAAAGGGGCAGACAUGCAAAGAAAUAUCCAGGAUCAUCUUACAAGGCAAAGGGAAGUGAUCAGGUGUAGACUGAAGAAAUUGACCGGCAAGCAAAAUGAAAUCAAAUUAAAGUCGUCUGCGAUGAGGGAGAGUAUAGUGAAGAAGUAUGAAGAGAUGCAAAAGGUUCUAGAGGAGGAUUGCAGGAUCUCCAUGUCCUUGCUGGAGAUGGAGGAGAUGGCGGCGCUACGAGCACUGGACAAGCUCAUUCAGACAAACCAUGGAAUCCUCAGAGACAUUGAGGUCCAGCUGAAUGAAGCCAUGGCAGACAAUCACUCUCAGCCUGGUGAAAUGGUCACAAUGAAUGAGGAAAGGAUGCUGGAAUUGCUAACAGCAACGGACCCAGGUCUCAUAAAACUUGAUGAGGUGAAAUCAGAUCAGCUACUGGGCCUCACCAACAAUUUACUACUGUUUAUCCGCUCCCAGAUCCCUGUGGCCAAGAGGCUGCUGAAGAGCUAUUCCUCAGAAGUGGUCCUGGACCCUUCCACUGCUCAUCCCAAGUUAAUCGUUUCAUCUAACGGAGACUGCGCCACUUUCACAGAUGAAUGGCAAGACGUCCCUGAGCAUGAGGGACGCUUCGACACCACUCUGAAUGUCUUGAGCAUCCAGUGCUGGAACUCUGGCCACCAUUAUUGGGAAAUUGAUGUGAGCGGAAAGAUCUACUGGGAGUUGGGUCUCACUUAUUCAUCUAUCCCAAGAAGAGGCCAAAAGGAGGACUGCUGGUUGGGCCGCCAUACUGAAUCUUGGUGUCUGGAGUAUUUUGAUGGAGACUACAAUGCAUGGCACGGAGGUAUAUCUCAUCCUUUGCCAAUCUCCAAGUGCUUCCAUCGGAUAGGGAUCUUCUGCAGCUUUCCUGGAGGUUUGGUGACAUUUUUAGCGGUGGAUAGUAUGACACCGCUGUACUCAUUCUGUGCUGGGACAUUUAAAGAUGCUUUAUACUUGGCUCUUUGUCCUGGUCAUGAUCUUCAGGGUACAAACUCAAAACCUAUUAAAAUCUGUCAAUUCUAAUCAUCUUUAACUUAAAGUUGUUUGUGAUUGCAAACUUUUAGGUGCGCAGUACAUUUGUUAGUUUGUCUUGCAACACAUAAA
Messenger RNA from Danio aesculapii, 1209 nucleotides. RefSeq names its product probable E3 ubiquitin-protein ligase TRIML1. NCBI's taxonomy places the organism in Eukaryota, Metazoa, Chordata, Actinopteri, Cypriniformes, Danionidae. Bases 82 to 1128 code for a protein of 348 amino acids. Gene Ontology annotation, molecular function: protein binding. The record is from RefSeq and is a predicted model, not a curated record. The transcript is spliced from 6 exons.